CGCCUUCCCCUUGGCUCCAGCCUCUGCCUUGGGUCGUGGCGGGGCCGGAGUCCUGGCCGCCAUGCGCUCGCUCGGGGACCAGGUGCACGACUGGCACCGGGGCGUGCAGGCCGUGGCCCGCGGGGACUGGGGCUGUGCUCUGCGCCUCUUCUCCAGCGUCCCGGAGCCUCCCGCCAGGAUGAGCUUCAACGUGGGCUGCGUUCACUUGCUGGCUGGUGACCCCCAGGCUGCGCUGCUGGCAUUUGACCAGGCAGUAGCCAAGGACACCUGCAUGGCUGUCGGCUUCCUCCAGCGAGGAGUGGCCAACUUCCAGCUGGAGAGGUUCCAGGAGGCCCUGCUGGACUUCCAGUUGGCCUUGGCACAGCUGAGGGGCAACGCCGCCAUUGACUACACACAGCUGGGCCUCCGCUUCCGGCUGCAAGCCUGGGAGCUGCUGUACAACGUGGCAUCAGUGCAGUGCCAGCUAGGGCUCUGGACUGAGGCUGCCACCACCCUGAGGGAGGCCAUCUCCAAGUGGCCGGAGGGGGCCCAGGACGGCCUGGACGUUGCCCUGGACCACGUGCAGAAUCAGGCCCCUCUGCAGCCUCGGCAGGUCCCGAGGGGUGAGGUCUUCCGGCCCCACAGGCGACACCUAGAGCUCCUGCAGCCAGUGGAUUUCCUCGGCAAGGCCAAGGUGGUCGUCUCCACCAUCCCCAUUGAUCAGCACUCAAGUGUCCAGCCUCAGCAGGCAAAUGCAGCUGGCAGUGGAGCUGGUCCCAGGGCUGUAGCACGGGCCCGAGUCCCAGACCUACAAAGAGCCAGCACCAACCCCAGUCCCCCAGGUGCAGAAACUAAAGUCAGCACUGACCGCUUCCUGUUGGUCACCUCCCAGGGGCCAGGGCCCCAGGGGGAGCAGGUGGGCGUGCAGGCCCCUCCGUCCUCAGGGCUGUUGGCAUCUGGGGAGCCUGGCCCCAGGCCCUCUGAGGACCCCUUGGCUGCGGUGGGAGCAGCGCCAAAGGGCCUGGAGUCCGUUCCUGUCACGGUGCAGUGUGCCUUCACCGUGACGCUGAAGGCCCCCAGAGGAGCCGGCCUGUCUACCCUAAGGUCUCUCCUGGCUCAGGCCCUCCCUUGCCAGGCCCAGCAGGGGCAGCUCAGUUACCAAACCUCCAGUGAGGAGGGCUUGUGGACCCCCAUCCAAGGGGAGGACUCGCUGCAGCGUGCAUGGAGGGAUGAAGCCUUUGGCCACAGGGGCCUGAGGCUCCAGUGCCGCGGGGCUGGGGGCCGGCCAGUCCUCUACCAAGUGGUGGCCCAGCACAGCUACUCCGCCCAGGGGCCUGUGGACCUGGCUUUCCACCAAGGGGAUGUGCUGGAUGUCCUGUGUGAAGUGGACGAGGCUUGGCUAGAGGGACACCGUGAUGGCUGCAUUGGCAUUUUCCCUAAGUGCUUCGUGGUCCCGGCGGCCCCUGUGAAGAACCCUCACCAGCCCCAAAGUCCCGAUCUGCACCAAACAAUCUAACGUCAAGUGUGCUUUUAAUUAAAACACAACUACCUGC
Molecule: messenger RNA, 1532 nt
Organism: Perognathus longimembris pacificus (Pacific pocket mouse)
Lineage: Eukaryota; Metazoa; Chordata; Mammalia; Rodentia; Heteromyidae
Gene: Noxa1
Product: NADPH oxidase activator 1
Exons: 14
Coding region: 62-1495 (477 amino acids)
Biological process (GO): superoxide anion generation
Molecular function (GO): superoxide-generating NADPH oxidase activator activity; protein binding
Source: RefSeq, a predicted model, not a curated record